Lolium perenne is the source of this 780-nucleotide messenger RNA. The record is from RefSeq and is a predicted model, not a curated record. NCBI's taxonomy places the organism in Eukaryota, Viridiplantae, Streptophyta, Magnoliopsida, Poales, Poaceae.
AUGGAUCGCUGCGUCUACUAUAACUUGACUGAAGAAGACGUUUGUCGGGAGUGUAUUAUGAAGAAAAUAGAUCAUGAAGAGAUCGCCUCCUGCCCAGUAUGCAAUGUUUAUCUUGGUAUUGCUCCUAAAGAGAAACUCAGUUGCAGCAGAUUUGUUAAGGACAUUUAUCUAUAUGCAUUUGAAUUGCACAGAAAUAGUAUCAGGAAUACGGUGUUUCCACUUAAGACAGAAGCUUCUGGUUCUAAGGAUCCAACUAUUACGUCGCAAGCAAAGAGAAAAGAGAGGUCCCUUUCUUUGCAUGAUGGAAUAACUACCCCAAUCUUCCUCCCAAAUGUUUAUUUGCUAUCGGCCUCCAACUCAGCCAGAGACAUCCUUUGUCGGGAGUGUAUUAUGAAGAAAAUAGAUCAUGAAGAGAUCGACUCCUGCACAGUAUUCAAUGUUUAUCUUGGUAUUGCUCCUGAAGAGAAACUCAGGUUACAAGAUAAACUGCUGCCUGAGAUGCCAAAGAUAUACUUGAGAAUUAAGGAUAGGAGUAUGCAGAUCUACUCGAUCCUGAGUUACAUUACAAAGAAACUUGAGCUAGCAAGUGAUGAUAAGUUGGAGAUCCUAUGCAACGAGUGGUGGUCAAUCUGUCCUUCGAUGACGCUGGGUUGCCUACUUGAACAGUGGCUGAGCAGCAAGCUGAAGCAGAAGGUCCGGGCUACGGUGGGCGGCCCGGCCAAGGACUUUGUGAUGGAGCUGAGCUACCGCCGGCGCCCGGCAGCCCUAUCUGCUGCAUGA